Molecule: messenger RNA, 2600 nt
Organism: Thlaspi arvense
Lineage: Eukaryota; Viridiplantae; Streptophyta; Magnoliopsida; Brassicales; Brassicaceae
Source: the annotation of a GenBank genome assembly
UUUAAAUAGAAGGAAAUCGCUAAUUUUGGAGUAAAAUCAAAAAUAUACAAAAGCACAGAUAGAGAAAAAAAAACUUUCGAGAGUGGUAUAGACGUAUUAGCUUUGGAGAAGUCAAAUUGCUACAUAAAGACAAAAAAUCUAUCGAUAUUGUAUCAUUACUUUAUGUACAAACAAUAUUACCGAUAAGAGUGGGACCCCAGUAAGCAGAAAGAUAAAUACGAAGGUAGACUGCUUCUGCUCCAAACGACAUUACGAUACAAAUCUCUAAUUAUAAAGACAUGGCUGAUUCUUUAAGCUCACGGAUUUCUCCUUACGAAACCUAAUCCAACCAAUUACUCCAUCUUUCUCUCUGUAAGCAAUAAGUGGAAGAAGAAGAGAGAAACAAUAACAUGGAAGAAGAAGGAACUAGAAGAAGCAGAGGGCAUCCUCUGUUGAGAUCGAAGAAGAGACAAGGAGGCUACAACCAUGGCUUCUCACAAUCUCAUAUCCAAACUCUAGCCGUCAUCUGUCAAACACUCCUCCCUCCUCCGCCGACAAAGCAGCAGACUCUCGAUUCCUUCGACGUUGCCUCGGGCUCUCAGCCACCAUUUCCGGAUGAGGUGGCAGAGAUGAUAGUGAAAAACGGACGAUCAGAAGCAGUGAAGAUUUUGAGAAUCGUAUUGACGAUUCUAUCAUUCAGAUUUGGAACUUUAUUGCUUUGUGGCUCUCUCUGUCUUGUCAAGAAAUGGCCUCUUGUCCUUAAAUUCUCUCAACUUCCAUUGGAUAAAAGAGAAGAGAUCCUGAGGAAAUGGUCGAGACAGAGUGGAUUUCUUCUUCCCCUUCGAAUCACUUUCUUCCUUGCCAAAUUCUACACUCUCUUCUACUUCUUCUCCCAGACUGAUGAGAACCAGAAGAAUCCUGCAUUGGAAGCGAUAGGGUAUUGCAUCGACAAGACAGAGACAAGUAGCGACAAGACGAGCAAAGAAGACGAAGAGACACGACGACCUCUCGAGAAAGGGAUCAUUGAGACCAAGCACGAGAGUGACAUUACCAUCACACAGUCUCUAAUCGCAAAAGGCGUCCAUGUCGCUAGAGAAGACGAUGAUGAUAACGUGCACAGGAUCAGAUGCGAUGCGGUUGUUGUAGGCUCAGGAAGCGGAGGAGGUGUAGCGGCUGCAAACCUCGCGAAAGCCGGAUUGAAAGUGUUGGUCCUAGAGAAAGGGAACUACUUCGCAGCUCAGGACUAUUCAGCUUUGGAAGGUCCCUCUAUGCUCGAGCUAUACGAGAAAGGCGGGCUUUUGACGACGGUCGACGGGAAAUACAUGAUCUUGGCCGGUUCAACCGUUGGAGGAGGUUCAGCGGUUAACUGGUCAGCAUCAAUCAGAACACCGGAUCACGUCUUGCAAGAAUGGUCGGAAGAGAGCAAGAUCAAGUUUUUCGGUAGCCAUGAGUACCAAUCUGCAAUGGAUGAAGUUACUAGAAGGAUCGGCGUCACGGAGAGAUGCGUCAAAGAAGGGUUUCAGAACCAAGUUCUGAGGAAAGGCUGCGAGAGGCUCGGUUUGAAGGUGGUGUCGGUUCCGACCAACUCAUCAGAUGAUCAUUACUGCGGUUCUUGCGGGUAUGGUUGUAGAGGAGGAGACAAGAACGGGACAGACAGAACCUGGCUGGUCGAUGCCGUAGAGAACGGCGCAGUGAUCCUGACAGGUGUCAAUGCCGAGAGGUUUAUACUAGUUGACAACGCUAACGAGAGAAAGAAACGAUGCGUGGGAGUGAUCGCGAGCUCUGUUGGAGGAACGAUUGAGAAGAAGCUCAUGAUCGAAGCUCGAGUGACGGUUUCAUCCGCUGGUUCGCUGUUGACACCGACUCUGAUGCUUUCGAGUGGGCUAAAGAACCGGAACAUCGGGAGGAACCUCAGGCUGCACCCGGUUCUCAUGACAUGGGGAUACUUCCCGGAGAAAGAUUCUGACUUCUCCGGGAAAAUAUACGAGGGAGGGAUCAUCACCUCUGUACAUCACGUAAACGAUGCUGAAUCGGGUUGCAGAGCGAUACUUGAGAAUCCUCAGAUAGGACCAGCUUCGUUUGCGGGUUUAAGCCCGUGGGUUUCAGGAGCAGACCUUAAGGAGCGGAUGAUGAAGUACGGAAGGACAGCUCACGUGUUUGCUCUGAUUCGGGACAGUGGCUCAGGUGAGGUAAUGAAAGAAGGCGAGGUUACAUACAGAGCAAGCAAGAAAGAUAGGGAGAAUCUAAGGGCAGGGCUUAGACAGGCUUUGAAAGUUUUGGUUGCAGCGGGAGCUGUUGAAAUCGGAACAUACAGGAGCGAUGGACAGAGGAUGAAGUGUGAAGGGAUCACCAGAGAAGCCAUGGAAGAUGUUCGUUUCUGGCAAGAAGUCACAAUUGGACAAUCUGUUUUUGCAAUGAAACCGGACCAGUUCCCAAAAAAGAUAUCAAAGUUUUGUUUAUUGACAGAGACAAACUCGAGAUCUAUAAGAAAACUUGAAGAAAAUGGGAAAAAAAAGUCGUGGAUAUCGACGGAGCUGUUGCUGUUGCCAUUUCCCGGCGACGGACAGAGAGAGCUAACAAGACAAGCUUGUGCUAGACUGAUAUUUUGGGCCUGGCACUUA